CUUGUCAUAGAGAUUCAGAAGGAAGUCGGCACCGGGAAUUUCGGUGCAGAAUUUCGUGUACGACGAUUCGGAACAUUGAGGCAACAUGGAAAGUUUGAUCGGCAUAAAAUGCAGAGACUUCGUGCUCUUGGCUGCCGAUGCAUCCGUGGCUCGUUCCAUCAUGGUCUUGAAGCAAGACGAACAGAAGAUCUUCAAACUGAGUGAUUCGCUUGCCAUGGCAGUCGCGGGAGAAAGCGGCGACACUGUUCAGUUCGCAGAUUAUAUCGCGAAAAACAUCCAGCUGUUCAAGAUGCGGAACGGGUACGGCCUCAGUCCAAAGGCAGCAGCCAACUUCACGCGGAAAAACUUGGCAGACUCUCUCCGUACUCGAAAUGCGUACAGGUGUGACCUGUUGUUGGGUGGAUUCGACAGUCACAGCAAGGAGCCCGAACUCUAUUGGGUCGACUAUCUCGGCAGUCUCGCUAAGGUUCCGUUCGCUGCACACGGAUACGGCGGUAUAUUCUCCAUGGGUGUCAUCGAUGCCGCUUACAGAGCCGACAUGACAGUGGAGGAAGCACAUUCCCUAAUUCGGGCCUGUGUGAAAGAGAUUCGGAAACGAUUCUUGGGCAACAUGCCCGUCUUCAAAUGCGUGGUGAUCGAUACGAAUGGAAUCAGAGAUUUGUCCGAUGUGAAAGUCGAUGAAUAAAAAGUUGAUGUCAAGGAGCUAUUUUAAA
Galendromus occidentalis (western predatory mite) is the source of this 713-nucleotide messenger RNA. Its product is annotated as proteasome subunit beta type-2. Bases 86 to 685 code for a protein of 199 amino acids. Lineage: Eukaryota; Metazoa; Arthropoda; Arachnida; Mesostigmata; Phytoseiidae. The transcript has 3 exons. The record is from RefSeq and is a predicted model, not a curated record. Gene Ontology annotation, biological process: proteasomal protein catabolic process. Gene Ontology annotation, cellular component: cytoplasm; proteasome core complex; nucleus.